Messenger RNA from Plasmodium relictum, 4506 nucleotides. RefSeq names its product DNA helicase, putative. The record is from RefSeq and is a predicted model, not a curated record. Gene Ontology annotation, biological process: replication fork processing; DNA repair. Gene Ontology annotation, molecular function: ATP binding; ATP-dependent chromatin remodeler activity; nucleic acid binding. NCBI's taxonomy places the organism in Eukaryota, Apicomplexa, Aconoidasida, Haemosporida, Plasmodiidae. Gene Ontology annotation, cellular component: nuclear replication fork.
AUGAGAAGUAAAUAUUUUUUAAAAAAAAACAAAAAAAAUCUAAAAGAAAACAAAAGCUACAUACUAAAUUAUAACAUUCCCGUAACAACAAGUUUAUACAAUUCUACCAUCUUUCAAAAACAUGAGAAAUUAAUAAGUAAAAAGAAAAAAAAAUCAUUGAAUCAUAAUAAAAAUAUAACAUAUAAUAAAAGAAAUGAGAAAAAUUAUUUAUAUAAUAUAGGAUGUAAGGAAAAAUACAGUUGCGAAAAUGAAAAUAAUGAGAUAAAAGAUGACAAUUCUUUAAAUUUCAUAUGUGAAUUGUAUAAUUUUAGAAAAGAAAAUAAUAAAAAAGGAAUAAAAACAAUAAAAAAGAAAGGAAGCAAUUUAAACGAAAAGGAAAAUUUGCAUUUAAAAUAUGAACAAAUUAUAUUGAUAAAUAGGGAAUUCAAUAAUUUAAUGAAAAAUUUAAAAUUAAAUAAUAAAGAACUGUCAAGAAAUGUAAAAUGCGAAAAAUGUAAUUGUGGAACGAUAUUAAAAAAAGGAAAAUAUGGUUAUUUUUUAGUGUGCAAAUCAUGUUUUGUUAAAAUAUCAAAAAAAAAUAUAGAUAAUUUUAUAUAUAAUGAAAAGGGUAAAGCAUUUUAUAAAAAUAAAAGAAAAAUAUCAUUUGAAAUAGAAAAUAAAUAUUCUUUUCGUAUACAUUAUUUUGGAAAUAUAAAUGUUGCAAGAAAAUUUAAUCAAAUAAUUAGUGAAAUAAUAAAAGAAAUAGUUGUUGAUUUAAUAAGAAUUAAAAAAAAUAAAAUAAAAUAUAGAAAUAUUAUAAAAUAUAUUUAUAAAAUAAAUAAUCCUUUUAAUGAGAACAAUAAUUAUUUUAAUAAUUUUUUUUUCUUGUUUAAAAAAAGAAAUUACUAUUUCUAUAAUUUUUCUUUCAAAAGAAAUUAUUAUGCUAAUGUUUGGAAAAAGAACAAUUAUAUUAAAAGAAAAACCAAGUAUGACUUUCUCUUUUUAUAUAAUAAAAAAUUUAUACAUUCUAUAGAAACAAAAAUAAAUAUAAAUAAAAAAUAUAAAAAUAGAAUUAAAAAGUGUUUAUUAAAAUAUUUAAAUAAUGAUUUCUUUCAGGAAAUCUUUUAUUUACCUUUAUCAUGGAAACCUAGAAAAGAUUACAUUAAUAGUGGUAUAUUCCCAUUUCAUUUAUCAAAGGAUAUCAAAAAAAUAAAAUCAUUUAGAAGACUGAGUGUUAAUAAUAAUAAUUAUUUAUGUGGAUGUGUUUUUAUUAUGUUCAUAUCAUUAAUAUUACGUUAUUUUAUUUAUAAAUUAUAUAAUUCUCACUUUAUUUAUGAAAUCCCCAAAACUAUAUAUUAUUUUUUUAGGCAUUUUUAUCCAAAGUUUAAUAAUAAAUUUUAUGUAUUUAAACAUUUUUUAAAAAAAAAAUACAUAGAUACAGUUAUUAAAACCUAUGAAAAGUAUAAAUCAAGUUUAAUUGAAAUUAAAAAAAAUUAUAUUAUUCACAAAUAUAAGCAAUUAGAAGAAGAAUCAAAAGAAGAGAGAAGUAUUAUGAGUUCUUAUAACUUUGAAGAAUUAUAUAUUAGCACAUAUCUUAUUGAUAAAUGUGAAUUAAGAAAAGAAAUAUUGAGUAAUUAUUAUAUGAGAAAGAAAAAUAAAAUUAAAAAAAAAAUUAAUAAAGAAAUUAAAAGCAUAUGCCUAGAAGAAAUAAAAAAAAAGCUCCCUAGAAGAAUUCAAAAAGUAAUUUUGCCAUAUCAAUUAGAAACGAUAUACUUUUUUAAAAAAAAAAAUGGAAGAAUAUUAAUAGCUGAUGAAAUGGGAUUAGGAAAAACAUUACAGUCAAUUUCUAUUUUAUAUUUUUAUAACUUAAUGCCUACUCUAAUUAUAUCACCGUCUUCCUUAAAAAUUAAUUGGCUAUCAGAAAUAGAAAAAUUUCUUAAUUUCUUUGAUAUAUCAAAAAUAUUAAUUAUUAAUAGUUCAAAUGAUUUACCAAAGUUAAAUAUAAAUUACAAAGAAGAAAUUUUUUCUUAUAAUAAAAAUGUAAAUAUUAUCAAAGAAAUAAAAUUUAAAUUGAUUAUUGUUGAUGAGAGUCAUUUUAUAAGAACUGUUCACUAUGGAAAACAAAGUGAAUUAACAAAAAUGAUAAAAAAGAAAAUAAAAGAAACAAAAAAUGUUAUUUUUUUAAGUGGUACUCCAUCCAUUAAUAGACCUAUAAAUAUAUUUCAUCAGAUAAAAUUUUUAAUUAAUAAUAAUAAAAUAUUUUGCAAAAAUAAAUUUAUAUUUGGUGAAGAAUUUUGUAAAAAAUAUUAUUAUAGAGGAGAAAGAAUAUAUGAAGAAAAUUUAAGAUCAUGGGAAUUUUACAUUUUUUUAAAAAAAACAGUAAUGAUAAGAAGAAUUAUUUCAAAUAUUUUUAAAAAUAAUUUUCCGAAUUUAAAAAGAUUUUUUAUAUAUUUACCAACUAAUAUUCAUGAUACGUUAAGUGAAAAGAAUUUUUUUAUUAAAGGUAAAAACAGAGAAGAUAAAAAUACUAAUAAUGAAAAAAGUAUAAAAAAGAAUUUAAUAAGUGAAAAAGAUGUUAUAAAUAAUUUAAAGAAUGAAAAUAGAGAAGUAGAAAAAAAUAGGAUACUGUAUGAUAAAGAAAAAGAUAGAGCUAAAUUAAAUAGACAAAAAUUGAAUAAAUUUUUUAAUAUUGAUAUAAAAUCUAAAAAAGAAGAAGAAGGACUAUCAAAAGUAGUAAAUGCUUUGCAUUGUAUUGAAAAAUAUUUUCCAGAAAAAAAAAAAAUAAUUUUUUGUUAUCACUUGGUUGUUUGCAAAUGCAUAGAAGAAGAAUUAUUAAAAAUAAUAAAAAAGAAAAAAGAAAAGAAUGAACAUAGCAUAGAUUAUAUAGUAUUAAAUGGAUGUCUACGCGAAAAAGAAAAAAUAGAAAAAAUAAAAUAUUUUCAAGCCAAUAGUAAUUGCUAUUAUGGUAUUUUUACUAUAUGUUCAGUUAGUCAUGGAUUAGAUUUCAGUUUUUGUAAUUUAUGCUUUUUUAUUGAAUUACCAGUUAAUUUUUUUCAUUUGCAGCAAUGCGAAAGUAGAUUAUUUAGAAAAAAUCAAAAAUUUAACACUUUUGUUUUUUAUUUUUUAUUACAAUAUGGAUUAGGUAGUGAUUAUAAGACGUGGAAAAGAUUUCUUUUAUGUUCUCAAAGUACUAGAUCAAUUACUGAUGGUAUAAUAUGUGACAACAAGGAUUUAUUUUAUGAAAAUUUUUCAAAUGAUGUUAUUGAUUUAAUUAAUAACAAUUGUAUCAAUAAGAAAGAGGAUAAAAAAAAUGAAGCAACAAAUAGCAGUGAUUCAUAUAAUAAAGAAAUGAAAUUAGAAAAUAAAAGUUAUAAAGAAAAUGAAUUUUAUAAUAAUGAAAAUAGUGAAAUUAAAAAUGGUAGUAAAGAAAUGAAUGAGAAUAUCAUAUACUAUGAAAACGAUGAAUGCUACAAUAAAGAAAAUAUAAAUAGCGAUAAUAAAAAUUACAAGAAAAAAAAAAAAAAAAAAAAAAGAUAUUUAUUUGAAAUGAAUACACUCACUAAUAGAAUACACGCAUACAAUAAAAAUAGAAAAACUAACUUUACCAUAGAAGAAUUAAAUAACUUGAAAUCAAAAAAAAAACAAACAUUAAAAAAAUGCGCGAGUAAAUUUCUGGAAAACUACAAUAAACUAAAAGCGAAUGAAAAAAGAUGGAUUGAAAAAAAAAAAUGCGAUGUAAAUAUAUCUUUACUUAAAUAUUUAAAUAAUGGAAAUCAAAAUAUGCAAUUGAAAUUUCAAAGAUAUAUAAAAAAUAUUGCUUUAAAAAAUAAAACAUAUGUAAAAGCUUACAUAGAGUACAGUUUUAAAGGAAAAUUUCAAAUAUCUUAUUAUCAAGAGUAUGAUGAAGAAUCUAAUACAUUAAAGUGCUUAUAUUGCAAUAAUACCUUACCUUUUUCUGAGGGCAUUUUGGAUGAAGAGAACAUAUUACAUUAUCUAAAGGAAAAUUCACAUAUAGAAACAGUAGAAAGAUUUAAAAAGGAGUUAGAAAUGAUAAAAUUAAAAAAAAGUAAUAUCAAAAAAAUUAUUAUAUGUAAGGAAAAUAAUUUAUUUUGUGAAGGAAAUUGCAGAAAAGAAUAUUUUUUAAAAAAAAACUCCUACAGUUUAAGAAGAUUAAUAUUUGAAAGAGACAAGGGAAUUUGUAAUAUAUGCAAUCUAAAUUGUACUGAUUUAAUUAAGCAAAUUAAAAAAACUAAAUAUUUUUCGAUUAAUGAAAGGAUUGAUUAUUUUAUUAAGACUAAUCCACUAUUUAUAGAAAAUAUUAAUCAUUUAAAAAAAAUACUUGAAAAACCAAGAGAUGGUUACAUAUGGCAGGUUGAUCAUAUUUUGCCAGUUUUUAAAGGGGGAGGUGAAGCUUCUUUUGAUAAUUUACAAACAUUAUGUACAUUUUGCCAUCAAAAAAAAACAAAAAAUGAUGUAAAAAAUAAAAAAGAUUAUAUAUUUAAUGAAAAAAAAAGUAAGUACUUUUAG